UCUGAGGCCUGUGCCACUGAGCAUGCGCAGUAAGUGCAGCGUUUCCUGGUCCGGGCUGUCACAUGACCAGAGGAACGCUUAGAUUCCGGAUGAUCAUCUUCACGCGCUUCUACCAAGUGGCGGUAAAGUCCGGCUGACAUGGCAGGCUGAGCUUGUAAGAACAAUGUCGCUCCAAGCUCCUCGCAUGUCAGCGUUCACGUUUCAGUCGGCAGUGCACAGCGCCCACGUUCUCUCGUGUCUGAACGACCAGAGGCAGCAGGAUGUCCUGUGUGACGUGACGGUGGUGGUGGAGGACAGGAGUUUUCGGGCCCACUGCUCCGUCUUGGCCUCCUGCAGUGAAUACUUUCACAGCCGAGUCACCAGUGUCAUCAGACAGAAUCCCAUCAUCACUUUGCCUGAAGAGGUGACCGUGGAGGGGUUUGAACCUCUGCUCCAAUUUGCCUACACAUCAAAGCUGCUCUUCACCAAAGAAAACAUUCAUGCCAUUCACAGCAGUGCUGAGUUUUUAGGAUUUCAAGACUUGGAGUCAGCGUGCUUUGAUUUCCUCAUCCCAAAGUUUUCUGAAGGCAAAAGGACCUCAGAGGAGGUCAGCCGUCGAGCCUGCUGUAAGAGCCGGGAUCCCAGCACCAGUUUUGGCUCCUGUGUAGAGAGCAGCCAACCAAAAUCAUUUGAGCCUCACAGCUCGGUGCCUUCAGAAGGAGAUGAGCAAUCAGUCUUCCCAUCACAGUGUCCUCAGACAGCACAGAGUCAGACGAAUAACGGGGAAGAAAACCUCUGUCUGGAGAACUGCGGGCCACAAAUGGCCCCCUUAUCUCUGGAGUUGACAGCAAAUGGAGUGUGCCCCAUGUUGUCUUUGCCAUGCCCAGACUCCGACAAAGCAGAUCAUCCGUCUCAGUUUUGUGAAAGAGACAUUUUAGAGAUAGGAGACGUGUGUAAUCAAAGUGAGUUCAGUUUGGCAGACUGUGGCUUACCCUGUGAGCUGUCAACCCCUGGGCAUGUGGAUCCACCAGAGCUCAGUGAGCCAGCAGGCAGAGAUGUUAAACAGACUGUUGAGACACUCGGUGCUGAAACCAGCUGUAACCCCAGUUUGUGCCCAAUCAACACAUCAGGGGUAGAAAAUUGCAGUGGGUUAUUAGAGCCGAGUGAGGUUGGCCUUGAACAGAGAUUGACAGGUGAUCUCUCAGACCCGGCACUAACUGCUUUAAACCACGAGGAGGGAUUUGGGGAGAGGAGCAGUGUGGAGAGGGAGGUGGCUGAACAUCUGGCAAAAGGAUUCUGGUCUGACCUAUGCCCGUCUCAAGGUCAACCCCUCCCCCUGGAUCCCAUGGACCAAAACAAUUUAGCAAAAGCAUCAGACUUUCAUUGGCUUAAGCAGCUGGACUUGAGCUCCAGUGCAGGAGACUGCCCUUUCCUCAGGGACCUUGGGACAGGUGAUGACCUCGCUCCACGCACUGACAGUUUGUCACAGACAGAGGAGAGCCCGUGCAUGUCCUCCUCAAUCAACUCUGGGGACGACUCAGACCUGGACACAGAUGGGGACACCGAGGCCAACAACAAAAGAGCUGCAGAGAUUCAGCUCCCAUUCCCAGUAGAGCAGAUCUCAGCACUGAGCCGGAGUGCCUUCCAGCAGCUUCUGAGAAACCAUCACCUGACUCCAGAUCAGCUGGAGUUUGUCCAUGAUGUCCGUCGACGAAGCAAAAACCGCGUGGCGGCACAACGUUGCCGAAAGCGAAAAAUAGACAGCAUACAACAUCUAGAAUGUGAAAUCAAACGAUUAAAAAGUGAGAAAGAGCUGCUGCUGCAGGAGCAAACUGAGCUGGCGCAAAACCUGGAGGAGAUGCGUCAGAGUCUGUGCGGGUUGUGUAAAAGUGUCAGCAUCGAGUCUGGUUCCGAUCAGGACCACUUGCAGCUUCUUACCAAGCUCUCCUCACCAGACUUCCCCGUCCCCUCUCCGAGUCACUUGGUCAAGGACGAGGAGUCCCACAUCACUAUCGAAAUGGUAAGUUGCUCCGCAGAGUGUGACCAGGACGGGUCGCCUGCAGACUCAGUUCAAACUACUGCACCAGAGGUUGGUACUCACACAAAGGAGGCAGGCUCUCCGCAGAGCUGUCCUGUUCCUGCAUCCUUUCUCAACGCUUGUCUGGACAUGAACAGCAGCUUGUAAUUGGACUCAAAUCCCUCUGUUGAUUGUGAUCAUGCAAGGCCACAGGCAGGAGGUGAACUUUCAGUAUAUACUGUUAUCCUCUUUUGGGAAAGACACACUUUCAUGUGUAUUUCACUGAAGAACUUUUCGACAUGCAUAAGUGUCACGUUCAGUUGCUGUAUUUCUAAUAUGCAAUUCACACAAAACCCAGUGUUUAUCACCGUUUCGAAGGUGCAGGCAAUUUUCAGGUAGUUCCCAAGAUGUAGCAAAUUAGCAGGACUAAUUAAUUAAGUUUCUCAGGGACACCCAUAACCUGACUGUGUUUUAAAUGCGAAAAUAAUUCUCUUUGCACAACCCCACCCUACUCCCCUCCUCAUACCCACGCAGACUUGAGAUGUUUCUCAGUUAAUUGGUCUGGCACACAUACUGUUUUAUUCAUCCGGUUAAUAUGCAAAGCACUAACAGAACUUUUGUUACCGUAAAUCUGAAGGAAACGGUACAGCUAAUAUAAUAUGUAUAGUUUAAAUGAAUAGCUGUCAGCUUACUCCAGUAUUCAUAGAAUGGUUGCAGAGUUUUGUAACGGAACCUUAAAUAUGGUAUUUGAUGCAAAAAUGUGCCUUAUGCAGUAUAAUAUGAAAAGAGAAAGAUAAAGGUAGUUUUUGUUAGUUCUUGUCUGGAGGACUGUUGCACAUUAACCCAAAGCCUGCAUUCUCUUAUGUCUACUUCUGUCUGCAUGUAUGAGUAUUUUUUGAGAAAUGCUUUCACAUAUACUUUCAAAUAAACAGCAUUUUGUUACCA
This is a messenger RNA of Paralichthys olivaceus (Japanese flounder), 2941 nucleotides long. Its product is annotated as transcription regulator protein BACH1-like. Gene Ontology annotation, biological process: regulation of transcription by RNA polymerase II. Gene Ontology annotation, molecular function: RNA polymerase II cis-regulatory region sequence-specific DNA binding; DNA-binding transcription factor activity, RNA polymerase II-specific; protein binding. The record is from RefSeq and is a predicted model, not a curated record. Lineage: Eukaryota; Metazoa; Chordata; Actinopteri; Pleuronectiformes; Paralichthyidae.